AUUAACAGUGGACCCCAAGAACGGAAGCAAACAUGAUCUUGCAGUGUUGUCAUUUGCAACUUCCCGUUUUUUAUUUGAUCCUACAUCCCUUCGUUUACAAAACAUAUAUCGCAGUGAUGCCAGAUGGCAUGCAUCAGGUAAUAUAGCACACUUCCUAAAGUGCCGCCAGAUUUUUUAAAACAUCGAGUCUGGGACGACUUCUUUUUCUUGAAUGAGCAGCUAGCUGUAGGGUUGCUAUGGAAACUCUGUUAAUCAAAUUCCCUUACACCCUCUGAGGGUCGUUCAGUCCUUAACGACCGAUCUAAGCCAUAGGACUUAGAGUGUUUGCAGCUUCAUAGAUGAAGAAGGCUGCAUCACCGAGAGUGACGCCCUGGGGAGGAACACGAUCAGACCCUAGCAUGCUGGGCCCUGGUUCAUCGCUCUCCAACCCCCGUAGCAGGACUCCAUCCCCCUCCCAUGGCCUGCGUUCCGCAGCCUCUCGGCCCGGCUUGGGGAGCAGUCUUCAGCUGAGUAUGACGGAGGAGGAAAGCGAAGAUGGUGCAGACGGAGAACCCCGCUGCGAAAAUGAUGAAAGGAGAAGUCCAGGUGUUCGCUACAUCACAGAGGACCUGAUUAAGAGGGUGUCCAAGCAGGACAGCCUGGCUUUUGUACGGUCCCUCAACUUGUCACUGGCAAAGAGUGGCAGCAAGAAAUUCAAGUUUAUCGAGAACCUGGAGAAGUGUGAACGGUUGCAGGUCCUCAACCUCAAUCACAACCUCAUCGAGAAAAUCGAGAAGCUGGAAAAGCUUCACAGACUUCGAGAACUCCACCUGUCCCACAACAGAAUCCGAAAAAUUGAGGGCCUGGAGCACAUGGGAAGCCUUCAGCUCUUGAAUCUCGCUGGGAACAACAUCGAGCACCUUCCUCUGUGGCUGGCUAAGAGACUGCGAUCCCUGAACACGCUUAACCUGCAGGGUAACAACAUCUGCUCGCUACACGAGCUGCUGAAGCUGAAGCCACUGAAGAACCUGACGGAGUUACUGCUGAUGGAGAACCCGGUGUUCAACCUUCCCCACUACCGCCUCUUCCUGGUCUUUCAUCUGAGGACGCUCGAGAGGCUAGAUGGGCAGGUCAUCACCCAGCAGGAGCGGGAGCUGGCCUACCAGCGCUUCCAUAUGGAGGAGGUGGAGCGGCUGGAGCAGGACCUGGAGGCACGGCGAGGAGAGGUGGAGAGCCUACGGGAGGAGCGGUCCAUCGCACUGCAGGAGCUGGAGCAGCAGGGGGCGCUCAACCAAAGCCUGAAGCUCCAGUGCCAGGAACAGAAGCAAUGCCAGGCUGAGCUGGAGAGAGAGCUGGAGACCAAGAACCAGCUGCUGAAGCAGAAGACGAUGGAGCUGACCCGAGCCUGUCAGAAGCAGUAUGAGUUGGAGCAGGAGCUGGCCUUCCACAAGAUAGACGCCAAGUUUGAGCCACUACCCUACUACCCAGAUCAGGAGUAUGAGCUGGAGGCAGGAUUACCGGUGGAGAGCCCCUAUAUUGGAAAGGCUCGUCAAAAGAGGAACCCGUUCGUACCGGAGGCCGUAGCGCCAGAUGGGCAGCUGGGUCACACGGACACAGAUGCUCCUCCGAGCGGGGGUUCGACCGACCCCCCGGGCUACGGCCACGCCCAGGUUCAAGCAGCCGAGGAGCGCCUCGGACAGCUGCGGCGGGAGAUCGAGAGCGCCGAGCAGCAGAUCCUCAGGGCCAGCGCAGAGCUCCGGCAGCUGGAGGACGCCGUUUCCCAGAAGCGAAUCACGGAGGCGGAGAAGGAGCAGCUGAGACAGCAGCUGCGCGGGAAGAUGAGCCUGCUGCAGGAGGCGCGGGGGGAGGCGCAGGCUCUGGAGGCGCAGCUGGACAGGAGCAGGGACCAGAUGAGUCGCGCGCAGGGCGAGCUGGAGCAGCUGCAGGACGCGCUGGACGGCCUGGACCCCGGCGACCCGCGACACGCCCAUGUGAGAGCUCAGGUGUCCAGUAAGACCCAGCAGCUGGACAUCAUGAGCAGGAAGUGCCGAGAGCUGGAGGCCAGGCUGGAUGACAUGCUCACCCGCAUCGCCAAGGAGACGGAGGAGAUCAAGGACCUGGAGCAGCAGCUGACUGAUGGUCAAAUUGCGGCCAACGAGGCGCUGAAGAGGGACCUGGAGGGCAUCAUCGCCGGGCUGCAGGAGUACCUGCAGGGGGUCAAAGGUCAGGCCCGGCGCGCCCAGGCAGACUGCCACCGGCUGGAGAGAGAGAGGGACGCGCUACAGCGCCGCCUGCAGGACAGCGAGGAGCAGCGCAGCCAGCUGGAGAUCGUCGCCAUGGACGCGGAGAGCGCCCGUGAGGGGGCGGCGAGGCUGGAGCGGGAGCUGGACGGGCUGCGUGAGGCUGAGACCCAGGUCAGCGCGUACGAGGCAGAGCUGGAGGUGCAGCUGCAGCAGCGCGACACGGAGGCCGGUCAGCUGCGGGAAGAGCUGGGCAGACUGCGCAGACUCAGCCAGAUGGAACGCUCAGCUGUGCAGGCGGAGCUGGACAAGGAGAGGCAGGCGAAGGAGAACGCUCUGGUGCAGGUGCAGCUGGCCUCAGAAAGACAGCAGGAGAACCAGAGGCUGCUCGCACAGCUCCACACCCUGCAGGAGGAACGCAGCUUGUUGAGGGGGCAGCUGAGCGCCCUGCAGGGGGAGCUAGAGGAGGCCCGGGGCAGCUUGCUCAACCCACAGGAGGUGACCCAGCGUCUGGAGGACCUGAGGAGGAGCAUCAGCUCCGGGCUGGGGGAGGUCAGGCCACGCGGCGAGGGGGACGCCCUGGGCGGCAGCCUGGCGCAGCUGCAGCAGGAGCUGCGCGGGGCGGUGUCGGCCGCGCAGGCGGAGCGGGACGAGGCGCGCGGCAGGCAGGGCAGGCUCACGCAGGAGGCCGCCGCCCUGCGGGACAGACUGCGCCGCGCCCAGGAGGAGCACCGGGCGGCCUGCGACUCCGCCGCCCAGGCCAGGGUGGCAGCAGAGAGGCGGGAGGGUGAGAUGGAGGCGGAGCUACGGAGGCUGAGGGAGGAGCUCCGGGAGGUCCAGGAAGUGCAGAGCCUGACAGAGCGGCAGCUGCAUGAGGCGGAGGAGGAGAGAGACCGCCUGCUGGCUGAGCUGGAGGACAGAGCCAACCAGACGAAGGUGGACGAAUCUCGAACCCGGCAGCAGUUGCGCUCUCUGGAGGACGAGGUGCGAGAGAUGAAGCGCUCCAUGACAUCAGCAGACAAGAUGGCCGCCCAGCAGCUGACGGCAGCCAAAGACCAGCUGCGCUCCCUGCACGGCACGGUGCGCAAGAUCAACCAGGAGAGGGCUGAGGAUGCGGAGGAGAUGGAGGGCUUCAGGACGGAGGCGGCGGCUGCGGCUCAGGACCUGGCGCGGGCGGAGGCGGAGAUCCAGCUGCUGCAGAAGCUCCUGAAGGACAGAGAGCAGCAGAUCCAUGAGCUGGACAGUAAUGCCCAGGGUGUUCCCAGUUCCGCUGGCCAGCAGCUGGAGUUGGAGCGUCUGAGUCGAGCCCUGGACAGGCAGCAGGCGCAGACCAAGCGACUCUGGGAGCAGCUGGCCCAAGCCAGAGAGGAUAACAGGGGUAACUUGGAGGAGCUGGUGGAGGAAAUUGCAGCACUGCGGGACACCCUGGCCCAGCAGUGCAGCUUCGUAUCCAAUCUCGGGGACCCCCACAGGAGCCGGGGCUGCUGGUACUACGUCCCAUCACCCCCAAAUCCCCCUAGCGUGGGCUCUCAGGGCACACGCGACUCUGGCCUUGGCUCGCAGUACCCCCCCUCACCUGAGAGGGGGCGCCGAAGAGGCAGGAAGGAGAGAGAGGACCAGGCCGGUGGGUAUUGGAUGUUCUCCCCCCUCAGAAGCAGGCGUACCAGGACACGCGGGCGAAGAGGUGAGCCGCAGGACAGCGGGGGCGAGAGCGACGGCGACAGCAGCGCCUCGGGGCGUCAGUACACCGUGCCGCCCGACGGCUCCGCCCUCCCGCACGGCGCCGUCAUCUACGCCCCCCCGGCCGCCGGGCUCUCCCUCGCCCCCGGGGCGGUCGUCUACGGGCCCCCCCCGCCCGGAGCUCCCCUGGUCUACGGUCCGCCUGCCGCCAGCUUCCACGCGCCCCUGGUCCCGGCGGGGGUCCUGCACUGCAACGUCCCGGGACACCAGGACAUGGAGAGGGAGCUGGCGCAGCUACUGGGGCAGAAGAGGAAGGAGGAGCAUCUGAGCGCAGACGUGCAGAGGCUGCAGGACCAGAGAGCGGACCUGGAGGAGGAGCUGCAGGAGCUACGACGGGCCGUCAGCCGAAUGCGCAGACGCAGGGAGUCUCUGGUGGGCAGUGGGAACUCCUUGGUGGAGGAGGUGCAGGAGUCCCUGCGGCAGCAGGGGGAGGCGCUGGAGGAGGUGGAGUGCGUGGAGGAGACGCUGCUCCGCCGGCGGGCCGAGCUGAGGGAGGCCGACAGACUGCUGCUGGAGGCUGAGAGCGACCUGAAGGACACCAGGGCAAAGACCAAAGAGAUCCUGCAGCGCUACGGCAAGGCUCAGCAACGCGUGGGAGACACGGAGCUAGAGCUGGAGGAACUGGAGAAGCGCGCUCAGGACAGCGCCACCCAGCUGGUGGAGGCCAACCUGCAGCUCAGGACCUUGCAAGAGGAGGUGCAGGAGCUACGGAGACAAAGAGUGGAGGAGGAGCAAACUCUGCAGGAGGUGGAGGAGGUGGUGGAAUCCCAGGAUGCUUUGUUCCAGGACCUUAGCAGUAAAGUACAGACUGCUACAGAGAGGCUGGAGGCCCUGCAGAGCGAGCUGGACCAGGCCGAGAGCAGAGAGGCUCGGCACCUGGAGACCCUGAGAGAGGCAGAGAGCAUGCUGGGACAGCGCAGGAGCGAGUUGGAUGCACUCACGACCAGGGUGGCCCAGCAGCAGGAGGAAUUAGCCGUCCUGAACAGGAAGCUUGGGCAGAGGCGCGAAGAAGACCGCCUCCUGCAGGAGAGUGGGGAGCAGCGUAGGAGGAGCCUGGUGGAGGUGCUGAAGCAGGGAGAGGAGGAGGUGCAGGAUCUGCAGAGGAACAUUAAGGAGUUGCGGGCGGACCUGGCGACCCUCAGCGCCCUGAAGGGGGAGCUGGAUUCCCAGGUGGUGGAGCAGAGGGCCGGGGCGAGCCUCGCCAAACAGGAGGCGGAGCGCGAGGAGGAGACCCUGCGGAGCGUCCUGGCCCAGAUCAGCAAACACAAAGCUGAGCUGAAGUACAUGCUGGAGAUGGUGGAGCUUGAGACCAGCGAGCUGGAGGGGGUGAAACUGCAGCACGAGCAGCGCCUGGACCAGCUGGAACAGAGCCAGGAGUCCCUGCUGCAGGUGCGGGUGGAGCUGGAGAAGCUGGCCCAGGUGGCGCAGCAGCAGCGGGCGGAGGGCGAGCGGCAGAGGCGGCAGCUGGAGCAGGAGCGGGCGGAGCUGGAGGCCCUGCAGCUGGAGGCGGGCGGGGCCCGGGAGAGUGUGGAGGCUCAGCGGCGGGACAGGGCCGCCCGGGAGGAGCAGUGCAGGAACCUGGAGGCCAGGCGGGGCCACGCAGAGAGGUGCCUGGCGACGGCCGAGGAGGGGGCGAGGGCCGCGGAGGCGGAGCUGACCCGGCUGGAGGCGGAGCUGGAUCGGAUGAAACGGGAGCACAGGCGCGCUCGCGGCGCGCGGCAGGAGACCAGUCGAGACGCCGCCUCAGCCCAGCGGCAGUUGGAAGAGAAGAGGGAGGAGCUGAAGGGACUGCAGGAGACUCUGAGUGACGCCCGUCAGCAACUGCAGCAGGUGGAAGAGGAGGUAAGAGCAGCCACGAGUAGGCAUGAGGAGCUCCUGGAGGAGCAGCACAGGCAGGAGGAGGAGCUGGAGAAAGGGGCAGAGAGGGCCCGUGAGGUCAUGCACAGGGGGGAGGAGCUGGAGGCGGAGCUAGACAAGAAGCACGCCCGGCUACAGCAGCAGGAAAAGUCCCUGCAGGUGCUGCAGCAGGACGCUCUGGACACAGAGGAGCUGCGGGCGCAGAGGCUGCAGAAGCUGCAGUCCCAGCUGCAGGCGGUAGAGGGCGCCCUGGCGGAGCGCGGGGAGCAGCUGCAGCGGGCGGCGGCCAGCGCGUCGGGGGCCGAGGAGCGGAAGCGGCUGGGCCGGGAGCUCUCUGCUCGGGAGGAGGAGUUGGAGACUUUGCGGGGGGAGCUGGCAGACUGUCAGGAGGAGGUGCAGCAUCUGCAGGAGGCGCUCCUCACGGAGAGGAGGGACGCGGAGAGGAGGCUCUCUGCGCUGAGGGUUCGAGGGCAAGCGGAGCGGGACGAGAUGGAACAGGAGCGGGUUCGGCUGCAGAGGGAGCUGGUUGCUGUGGAUCAGGCCGCCAGAGAGAAUCACCAGCGAGCCAAAGACCUGGAGGAGGAGCUCAACUGUGUGUCCCAGGAGCUCUUGGGACUCAGGGACAAGCUGCGCAGUCAGGAGGAAGGGGAGACUCGGCGGCGGGGGAUCAGAGAGGCCAUGCGCUCCCUGAGGUCAGAGGUCAGGGCCGAGAUCAGAGAGCUGGAGACGCCGCCCAGCGACGCCUCGGACACGGAGAGCCUCAAGGAGAACCAUCCCCUCUUCACCCCCUCCCUGGGUAGGGUGGCCUUCAGCACCAAGGAUGAACAGUGGCGUGGAGAGGCGCUGAGAGAGAAGCUCCAGCAGCAAGAGGAUCAUCUGAAGGCCCAGCUGCGCAGACGCAUGUGGUCGCAGGAGGAGGCCCUGAGCCAGCGCAGGCAGCAGACGGAGGGCAGCCUGCAGGGUCUGCGCAGACGGGUGGACAAGCUGGACGAGCUUGUGAACGGUUCGGCAGACUUCCCGACCCCGGGCCACAGCGAGCCGCCGCUGAAACACGGCCGGCCGGACGUCCCGGAGGCGGGGAGGUCGCUCGGAGGCUCCGCUCGCUCCUGCAGCCCUGUGCGUCUGGACCCGGCCCUCCCGGAAAAGGACCAAGGAAGCAGCUGGUGACACAAGCCUGCUGUGUACCAUCCACAUCAGAACCGAAGCAUUCCCACAUCCGAGACAUACCGUGCUAACGUGCUACCGCGGACCUGCUGCCAGUCCAAAUGGAGCGAAGGCUAGGACCAAAGAUGGGGCGGUCUGGUUUUCACCAGGCUUGAAACGCCCCCCAGAAGCUGUGCGAUGAAGUCGACGAUCGGUCUACCUCCGAACGUGAAGGUCACGGCAGAGCUUCUGAAAGGGCCUGCGUCAACCUGCUUUUAAUGCACCUCCCACUUCUCCACUGCAGGGUGCAUGACUGCUAGCCUGCUACACCGCUUUGUUUCCCUAAAGUAAUUAUACAAGGGAAAAUCUGUUUUCAAGGAUAAAUUACUUAUGCUAUAUAUUACAUAUAUAUAUUACAUGAUGGGUAAAGCUCAAUGCCCUAAAGUGCCUUUUUGAGACCUGUACCAGAAUGUCAUGAGACCGUGUCCAGUCAGAAAUGUAUACGAUUCUUGGAAAAAGGCAUCUAGCCUCAAGGAAUUGUAUAAUAUUUCAAAUGGAAAACUUGGUAGGCCUCCAACAGCUGCUUACCCUUGCAGACGGCUCACCUCGCUUCACUUCAUCCGCCAAGGCCUGCGGCACAGUAGUUUGAAUAUCUCCAACAUUAAACACUAUGCAUUUGAAGCACUUGAAGUAGAUUUAUAAGCUGUACACCGGCUUUGUGAUUGUAAUCAACUAAAUAUGAAAUUUUGUGUACAAAGAAAUAAAUAUUUAUUUUUCCAAACUA
Molecule: messenger RNA, 7743 nt
Organism: Anguilla rostrata (American eel)
Lineage: Eukaryota; Metazoa; Chordata; Actinopteri; Anguilliformes; Anguillidae
Gene: cntrl
Product: centriolin
Exons: 44
Coding region: 339-6983 (2214 amino acids)
Biological process (GO): telomere maintenance via telomerase; chromosome organization involved in meiotic cell cycle; telomere maintenance via recombination
Cellular component (GO): condensed nuclear chromosome; Mre11 complex
Molecular function (GO): G-quadruplex DNA binding; double-stranded telomeric DNA binding; single-stranded telomeric DNA binding
Source: RefSeq, a predicted model, not a curated record